CCCUCACAGCCAGAUCUAAGGACUUGCCUCAUUCACUCUAGCUGCACAGGUUGUUAGGGAGGGGAGAAAGAGUGAAACAGGGAAAAAAAGAGAGGUAGAGCAGAAUAUUAGCAACUGCUGGAGAGGGAAAGAGGACAGGAAGUAAAAAAAAAAGAGAGCCUUUUCAGUUUGUUGUUUUUCUAAGAGAAGAAGGGAGCCAAGGUGUGAAGGAGUGAGGCAGGAGAGAGAAGACAAGUCUUCAGAAGUGGGACUAUACCCAGCAGUGGGAGCUUCCUCCAGGGAGGUUAUAGUGAUUAUUGGCAGCGGUCUCUCCUUUCCGCUGGGAGUCAGACCGCCAGGAUCCAGAGCCAUGGAUCCCUCUGUGUCGACCGAGGUCGAUGGGGAGCCCAAGGAGAGAAGGAAGAUCCAGUUUGCUGUGCCGGCCUCUGCACCCACUAACCUGGACCCUCGGCAAGUGGAGAUGAUCCGGCGCAGGAGGCCCACACCUGCCACGCUGUUUAGAGUAGCCGACCAAUCAUCCCCUGAGGAUGAUCAGUCCACCCAUCAGGUAAAGUGGGUUGUGGGAGAAAACGGAGUGCUCAAGCCAAAACGUGUCAAUCCAAACGUGUAUCAGCCUCCAUCUCUCAGAGCUGUGCAGAAGAUGGCUGAAGCACACAUGCAGAACCUAGGUGUUUACCCCCCUUUGGAAGAUCCUUGUGAAGGGGAGGAGGAGGAGGACUACUGGCAGGGACAGGAGGGAGAGGACACAUCUCCCACCAAAGCAGCUGAUCACCAAGAGACGGCGACCAUUGAGCAACCCGAAAAGUUUUCCAGCAUUAGAGAGACGGCCAAGCAGAUCCAAGCAGCACAGGAGGAAGAAGAGGAGGAAGAUGAUGAUGGGAACAAAAUCAAGGAAACGACAGAGGAGAACAGUCGGGGGAGUAACUGAGAAAGAGAGGGAGAGAGAGAUAGAGAGAUAGAGAGAGAGCAGGGAAAACAUUUGUAGGGAAGAAUUUGGGACAGUGAAGGUGUUUUGUGAAAUGGUUAAAAUCUGAAGAGAUGAGGCUGUUUGUUAUCAGUGUGUAGAGACUGAAUGCACAAGUGAGGUUGCAAGCUGUGGGUCAACUAAAUGAAAGAUACUUCCAUGAAAUCAAACAUGUGAGUGAAAGAUUUCUGAACUACUUCACCUCUAAAGGGUGAGAUGGAUUAAAGAGAGGACAGAGAGGUAGGUUUUGUAUUAGGAGUCAGCCCUUAUGAGCAGGUGAAGAAUGAUCUACUGACAGAGCAGACUAUAGACGCCACUUUGGCCCUAAUGUCCCUUUGUUUAUAAUGAGAGUGGAGGGGCCAAGGUCAGCAUGACCAAAUACCCUGUAAGACCAGUCCUCCCUCGACCUUAAUGCUUCUGCACAGCUAAAUGUUCUUUUAAAGAGGGUAAUAGUUUUAACAGUAAUCACAAAAACACACACAUAAACUUUCUUGGGCACAUUUUUAACAAAGACUCUUGUAUGACCCUUUCAAAGGUACUUGAAGGUGUUUAAAUGUGUGUGGUGUUUGUUCCACUUUAUUUUGAAACCAUGGCCUACAUCAUUGUUCUGAUUUGCAGCAAAUUCAAUGUUUAGCCCUGUGAGUAAAUAUGCAUGUACUGCCAUCUCAUGGUGGAAAGUAGGAUUAACAGGUUUAAAGUGAUACACCAAACCAACAUAUUAUGUUUUUAUCAAGAGCUGAAAAGAAGUUAAAAUCCUUAAUAUUUCCAUAGAAUAAAAUCCAGUUUUAAUGCUAUUUAUGGUUGAAAUAAGCUAUUCAAUGUUUUCACACGGUGUAGCUGUGUCUCUGUACAAUAAUACUUAUUGUUAAAGCUUGAAAGGUGGUUGUGAUUGAAAGGCAGUUUCAUCCGUCAAGAAGAACAUCAAAAGUUUCAUGUUAGUUACAAUUUAUAAUAAUAUAAUAAUAAUCUGCUUCUAUUCUGCCCACCAUAUGUUAAGUAACAUUUUCCAAAAUGUCAGCGAGCCUAUGGUAAAAAUAUGGGUUGGAGUAUCACUUUAACUAUGACUUAAAAAAAAGCACCAAAAUGUCUGUAAUUGUGUUAAAUCCAUGAGCAAGUGAGUGAGUGUGUGUGUGUGUGUGUGUGUGUGUGUGUGUGUGAGUGUGGUUAUUUCAUACCACACUUUUCACGUUACUUCAAAUUAAUCUUUAAAGGGCAAAGCUACCUCUGAUUUGUUUGAGAUACAGAACCCAACCGUUGCCUCCACGCAUCGCACAUUUGAACUCGACUCAUUGUGAACUGACAUCAUUAAGGAAUCAAAAACAUGUAAAUUUAAAAUCUUUUCCAAUACUGUUGACUCAUUUGGGAUUUCACAGUGCUCACAGAUUCCCUUUUGUAUGUUAACACUUUUCUAUUGUCAUCUUUUGAAUUGUUCACUCAUGAUUUGUAUGUCAUGGAUCUGUUGUAAGAGCUAUUUUUCUAAUCUAACGUCCAGUGUAUGAGUAGCUCCGCUCUGUCCUGUUUCUACUUUCUAUAUCUAACUUGCAAGUCUGCAUAAAGCAUUCAGCAGAGAAAGCCUAAAGCCAGGCACUGCAGUUACUGUAUGACUGACAUUUGAGCAAAAUGGUCACUGCACAAACUUUCUGUAGUCUUUUUACCACAUAUAUUCACUUGGCAUCUCUUUUCUUGGCGUCAACAACAACUUUUCAAUGUUUUUAGUCAGAAUCUAUAUAAUUGAAUUGCCAGUUUAUCUGAAGAUUCAGCAUCUGAUGUAUUAGGUUUCCAUUUGUGCCACAGGAUGAAUAAAUCUUGCUGUUUGUAUCAUCUGGGUUUGUAUAUAAAAAUGGUGUGAAACGUUUUUAACCUUUGACCUGCCCAAAUUGUGGGAUGACUGGAUGAGCAGGUUGUGUGCGUUGAGGCUCUGCGGCCAACGCUGUCCUCCCUCCUCGGCUCUCUGUCCACCUCCCCUCUCCUCCCAGGUCAGAAGAAAACAACCAUGGAAAGAACAUGUAUGAACCAUGUAUGAACUCUUAUGCUUAUUCUGUCUUUAUUUUUAUUUAAUUUUUUUCCAUUACCUUGUUUCUCAAUGUGAUGUGGUUGUUUUAAAGUGAGCAACAAUAUAUCAAAAUAAACAGUUUCCCUUUUC
Molecule: messenger RNA, 3107 nt
Organism: Morone saxatilis (striped sea-bass)
Lineage: Eukaryota; Metazoa; Chordata; Actinopteri; Moronidae
Gene: ppp1r1b
Product: protein phosphatase 1, regulatory (inhibitor) subunit 1B
Exons: 5
Coding region: 350-928 (192 amino acids)
Biological process (GO): intracellular signal transduction
Cellular component (GO): cytoplasm
Molecular function (GO): protein phosphatase inhibitor activity
Source: RefSeq, a predicted model, not a curated record